This is a messenger RNA of Pararge aegeria (speckled wood butterfly), 857 nucleotides long. RefSeq lists its product as uncharacterized. The coding region runs from base 7 to 825 and encodes 272 amino acids. The transcript has 7 exons. NCBI's taxonomy places the organism in Eukaryota, Metazoa, Arthropoda, Insecta, Lepidoptera, Nymphalidae. The record is from RefSeq and is a predicted model, not a curated record.
UAUAAAAUGUGGUGGUUACUUAAAAUGACUGUGUUUUUGCACUGCGUCCAGUCAGUACGCAUAAUGAACAUUCGGGUGCCAGAGGUCUUCCAAUAUGGCACCAAGGACGCUAUUACUUUGGACUGCGACUACGUCACAAACAACGUCACGGGUCUGGUGGUGAAGUGGUUUUACAUGGACAGAUCGCAGCCCGUAUACCAAUGGAUACCUCCACAAAAACCUCAAGCUUUGGGACUGUUGAAGCAUAAGCUGGAUCUCUCAUACAAAGUGUCGCAGAACCCGUACACCCAACAUAGGGCUCUACGCAUCCUGGCACCAGGUACUGAACUGACGGGAAACUACACUUGCGUCGUAUCCACAUUCCUGUCUGAAGACGAGAGGACACGGCCCAUGACCAUUUUCGUGCCCGAGACAAGAUUCGAUAUGAUCCAGGACCGACUCAGCGAUGGUUACCUGAACAUCAUCUGUUCCGCAGAAGGCGUGUUCCCGAGACCAGAACUUGUCAUUAUGGCAGGAAACAGACCACUUAAUGCGAAAUCAACAAUCAAGAGCAUCGAGGGUCGGUACACGGCGCUUACCAGUGCGGUGGUCAGAAUAGACUCGCUGCCUCCCACGGUGGAAAUACUGUGCGACAUGAACAUACCUUUAGCUAACUACUUUAGUAGAAAAAGGGAUAUAUUUUACAGAGACCCGCCGCCCGUCGAUCAAGAGCCUACUUCGAUAAACGCGCACACAUCGCGCGAUCACGGUAACACAAGCAAAUCAAGCCCGUCUCUGAUCGUGAUAUGCUGCAUAGCACUGUAUUACUGUCUAAAAAUUACGUGACAUUUUAUACAUAAAUUAACAAAAAAGGAAUU